Engraulis encrasicolus (European anchovy) is the source of this 1294-nucleotide messenger RNA. RefSeq lists its product as uncharacterized. Bases 260 to 1066 code for a protein of 268 amino acids. NCBI's taxonomy places the organism in Eukaryota, Metazoa, Chordata, Actinopteri, Clupeiformes, Engraulidae. The record is from RefSeq and is a predicted model, not a curated record. Gene Ontology annotation, biological process: regulation of toll-like receptor signaling pathway. The transcript has 3 exons.
ACUUUCGUUUAAGCUGAAAGGCCUCUCAGGUUUGACUGUGCACACUUCCCGUUUUCAGAAUGAGGAAAGGAGAUUGAUUCUGAUGUUGAGUUCCCUUUCCUCCUACACUCUGUGAAGGCAGCCAUCAAGGAAGAAUAAAGUCAACUUGGAGCAGACCACCACGAUGUGAUAUUCAUCUUGGUACCUUUCACAGGCUUACUGACAAAAGUUUAGACCAUCUCACCUUUCACGACGUCACUUUGUUGGAUUGAGAGUGCAAAUGCUAGCGGAGGGGUUCUUGACAUUGCUGUCUUACAAAGACACCACAGCCAACAGAGAGGAUGCACAUCCAAACAGGUCUUCUGCCUUCUGUGGACAAACAGAGGGACAACGUAAGGAUGCUGCACAAGCACAAAGAGCUCUGGAAGUAAAAGACGAAGUAGAGGAGGAGGAUUCAGUGCCAAGUCAUGUCCAUGGUGAAGAUGAGGCUUCAAACAUCCCAUCACCUUUGACCCCCAUCUCCAGCCCUGUGCUGUGCCCCAUACCUACCCCUCAGGUACCGCCACAGCUAUCUGACCUCUACACUCAGUUCUCAUCCAGUCUGGCCCCGAGGCGGGAAAACAGGAGCGAGCAAGAUGCUUACGGUGAGACUAACAACGGUGCCUCGGCAACUCCCCCGCUGGAGCUAACGGAGCAAGGGAUGGAGGUGGUUGCCCCUGACAACGGUUACCUGGUGAUGGACAGCAGCAUCACCCUCCCGGAUGGAGAGCCGUUGACCAACUCCAUGCUGAACGGCUACCUGGAGAGCAAGCUGACGGACUUGUACACUUGCUACCUCCAGGAGAGACUUGGGCUGCCGGGAACAUCUCCCAGGCUGAGCCUCCUGGCUCCACUGAUGCCUCCGGCGUAUGUAGUUCAGCGGCUGAGCCACCAGGUGGCGUUGGAGCAGGGGCUGGAGGUGGAGGAGGCUCGGAGCAUGGUGCUGGGCUACAUGCACAACCAGGCAGGAGAGAGUUGGGCGCUCAGCUCACAUUUCAGCUCUCCGGACCUGCGGAUCUCACAGCCUGAGGAAAAGAGACCCAUGUGAGAGUCACAUAGGCCUACUGUAUGUUUAACCUCCUCAGGUUAAAUUGCAAAGACAGAUGGCAAAAGCUGGAAUUACCCCUUUCUUUCUGUUACAACAAUCAUUUCAUCUUGUUCCUCAUUUCUGCCCCCAUGUGCACUUUCAGUUAGGUUGCAUGCAACAGAAACUUUGUUGGUAGUUGGUCAACUUUGACAUGAAAAACGUGUUUCAAAUGUUACAAAAGUUUGUUAA